AGUUACUGAAUACACUAUUAUAUGAAGUCCGUUAAAUACAAAAUUUACCUGGAUGGCGAUUAAGUUUGAAGCGAAUGCUACGCAGGCCAUGAGUAGUGUCAAAAAAGACAAUUUAUAGGAUCAAACAAACUCUUGCAAAAGAAACAAUUAUGAAAUUCUCACCUCCUUUAUCCUCUUCCGGUAUCGUUUUAAAGUCAGUUAUGGAGUACACUAUCAUACAAAGUCCAUUAAAUGCAGAAAUAUACGUGGACGGCAAUUUACUUUACCUGCCAUAUUUUCGUACACGUGUACAUACAUAUCAUACAUAAACUGCAGAAAAAACAGAAGAGACUGCUACGCAUGCUAAUGCUGUCAUUAUACAUUGUACUCACUACCUGUCCUCUCACUGGCUAAGGGCCUACAGCUAAUUUUGGAAAUCAGUGCAACCUACAGAUUAGUUAGUUAUCUGCUAGGUUGCGCGCGCAAUGCAUGAUUUCCAAUAAACAAUAUCAAUUCAGGUUCCCUGGACGGUGUAUUUGACAAUUAUUCCUCGAGCCCGAAUGGGUUCUGAGUCCAUGAGGCCGAAGACGGAAUGGGCUAUCGACUCAGAGGCCAUGAGGGCGAGAGGAAUAAUUGUUUUAGUAAAAUCCAGUAGUUGAUAAAAAAUAUCCAGACAAAACAACUUUAGCUAACAACACGCGAUUCAGCCGCCAUUUUUUUGGUUUUCAAAGCUGGUGCUUUUCGCUACUAGUGGGCUUUUGCAUACAGUCUAGUAGUAGCUCAACCAAUCAGAAUGCAGCGUUCAUAAUAGACCAGUAGUUGCAUUUUACUAAUAGCCGUUAUCUUCUUCCAAUCUCGACCCCAGUGCUUACGCAAUCUGACUCCGCGCGUUCAUGCGCAAAAGAGCUCUGGGGUCGAGAUUGUAUUUUCCUCAAAACUUUACAAUGUAUAAUAGACCUUUUUACCGAUACGGCGGCCAUAUUGAAUUAAUUGGAUUUAAGGAGUAUUAUGGGAUGGCCAGGGGCAUGAGCACGAUCCGAUAUACUCGCAUCAGUAUUUACGCGCGCUUUUCGGGCCAAUUUUGUUUAAGUUUUCCUAAAAAAAAGAUUGUAAUGGGGAAAAAAGAUCGUUGUGCCGUGUUUGAAUGUAAUAGUGAUUGCAUUUUUGCCUAGAGAUAUACAUUGAAGUUCUAUUUUUGCCCGAAAAGCGGGCGUAAAUACUGAGCGAGUGCCCCCUGGGCAUCCCAUAAUACUCCUUAAAUCUAAUAAAUUCGAUAUGGCCACCUAGGUUCGGUCUUUGUGAUAUCCUUCGGCGCUGAUGAUAACACUUACCUCGACCUAGCCUCCCACGCAGGCCUUUUUAGGGGAGUUCGUCUUUCGACCUUGAUUAUCCCCAUCCUAUAGUUGUUUAUUAUACAAUGAUUUAUUGGAUCAAACAACAUACUUUCGCGUGCCGAUAAUUAGCUCGACCGCUUCCAAGUUGUUUGUUUACUAAUCAGGGGCAUCCGAGGACUGUUUUCUGUAAAAUAUCUGUUCGGAGAAACAAAAAUUACCUAAAAUUUUCUUAAGCUUCAGGAAGGCUAAAAAUUUCUAGAUGACCGUUCCAUUCAUGAACAAUUUUUGAAGCCUUUCUAAUAAAUUCCCUAAGAUUUUCUAAAGUUAAACUUUUGCACAUUUCACUGCCCCAGGUAAGCUAUUUUUCAUAGAAAAAGGAAACCUAAAAUUUUCGGAUUCGAGAAUGCAAUGAAGAGAGGAAUAAGAAAAAUUCUUACUUUAGUAAAACUUUAAAUGGCAUCUAAUAUUUUCGGGAAAAGAAUAUUGAAGCUACUAAUUUCGAAAAGCCUUAAGUUGCCCUAGUAUGACCGAACAGAUACAAAUUUUAUAGGGCUGCUAGAGAAUGCAUUUCUAGAAAUCUAAAAGUACUCAGGAUACCUAAAAAGUGUUUUCAAAGCAUUUAGGAGGAAACCGUUGUUGGGUGCCCCUGACCAAUGCCAACUGGCUCUGAACUGUUUUUUUACAUACACAUGAUCUUCACCAAAAAUUUGUUUCAUCAGUGCUUUUUCGUGGAGGUCUUUAGCUUACCUUGGUACUCCCAGGCGGUUGAACACUUGUACUGAUGCCAAGUUGUUAUAACUCGUUUCUACAUCGACAUGGUCUUCACGAAAAAUCCUUAUGCGAAUCAUCAGUGCUUUUUCGUGAAUUGUAUACUCCCAGGCGGUUGAACACUGAUGCCAAGUUGGUAUAACUCGUUUCUAUAUCGGCAUAAUCUUCACGAAAUUUUCUUGUGCAAAUCAUCAGUGCUUUUUCGUGGCAGUUCUUUGGCUUGAUUGUAUUCGCCCAGGCGGUUGUACACUGAUGCCAAGUUGUUAUAACUCUCUCCUACAUCGGCAUGAUCUUCACCAAAAAUCUUUUUGCAAAUCGUCAGAGCUUUUUCGUGAAGUUCUUUGCCUUGAUUGUAUAUAUUUUCCCAGGCGGUUCUACACUGACGCCAAAUUGUUAUAACUUGAAGCUAGAUCGGCAUGAUCUUCACGAAAAAUCUUUUUGCGAAUCGUCAGAGCUUUUUCGUGAAGUUCUUUGGCUUGAUUGUAUUCUCCCAGGCUAUAGUACACUAAUGCCAAGUUGUUAUAACUUGAUGCUAGAUCGGCAUGAUCUUCACCAAAAAUCCUUUUGCAAAUCAUCAGUGCUUUUUCGUGGAGAUCUUUGGCUUGAUUGUAUUGUCCCAGGCGGUUGUACACUAAUGCCAAGUUGGUAUAACUCGUUGCUACAUCGGCAUGACCUUCACCGAAACUCCUUUUGCGAAUCAUCAGUGCUUUUUCGUGAAGAUCUUUUCCUCGAUUGUAUUGUCCCAGGCGGUUGUACACUAAUGCCAAGUUGGUAUUACUCGUUGCUACAUCGGCAUGACCUUCACCAAAAAUCCUUUGUGCUUUCUCACACACACUGGGAGCCAUGCCAAGCCGACCAUGCA
This is a messenger RNA of Porites lobata, 2943 nucleotides long. Lineage: Eukaryota; Metazoa; Cnidaria; Anthozoa; Scleractinia; Poritidae. The record is from the annotation of a GenBank genome assembly.